AUGCCCGCCCCAUCCAAAACUACAUUCCUCGACCCCUCUACCGCUAUCGCCCAUCUUGCGACAUAUCCUCGCUCAGAUGGGCUUUCUGUACAAGAGCUCAUGGACUCUACAGUCCACGGGGGGCUGACGUAUAACGACUUUUUGAUGCUUCCAGGAAAGAUCGAUUUUCCAGCCUCCGAUGUGAUAACGGAAAGUAGGGUGACGCGGAAUGUAGUGUUGAAAACACCUUUCAUGAGUAGCCCUAUGGAUACUGUCACGGAGACCGAGAUGGCUAUCAGUUUGGCUCUUCUCGGUGGUAUUGGUGUCAUCCACCAUAAUCAAUCCGCGGCUUCUCAAGCUGCUAUGGUCCGAGCCGUCAAGAGACACGAAAAUGGUUUUAUUGCAGACCCUGUUGUACUCUCUCCCACUCAUUUAGUUGAGGACGUCUUGGAUAUCAAAGCACGCCUUGGUUUCUGUGGUAUUCCUGUUACUGAUACGGGGCUUCUGGGUGGAAAGCUAGUCGGCAUCGUUACUUCUCGUGACGUGCAGUUCCAAUCACCAUUUGCUUCUUUACGCGAUGUCAUGACCACUAAUCUCGUUACUGCUCCGCAAGGUGUCACGCUUGCGGAAGCUAAUCAUAUCUUACGUGACUCGAAAAAAGGAAAACUCCCUAUCGUCAAUGCAGAGGGCCAGCUAACAUCACUCCUUGCUCGCUCCGAUCUGCUCAAGAAUCAGACUUACCCAUUGGCCAGUAAAAACUUGGAAAGUAAACAGCUUUAUGCCGCAGCUGCUGUCGGAACUAGGCCCUCUGAUAGAGAAAGGCUUACUUUGCUCGUCGAGGCUGGUUUGGAUAUCGUGGUGCUAGAUUCUUCACAAGGCAAUUCGGUCUUCCAGAUCGAAAUGAUACAGUGGGUCAAGCAAACGCAUCCUCAGCUUGAGGUCAUUGCUGGUAAUGUUGUGACAAGGGAGCAGGCCGCAAACCUUAUCGCUGCUGGGGCAGAUGCACUUCGCAUUGGUAUGGGAAGUGGGUCUAUUUGUAUUACGCAAGAGGUUAUGGCCGCGUUGGCUUUGGGUGCAAGUGCGGUAAUGAUGGGAGGUCUCCUUGCGGGUACGACUGAAGCUCCUGGAGAAUACUUUUAUCAUGAAGGCAAGAGGGUGAAGGCGUACAGAGGCAUGGGGAGCCUGGAAGCGAUGGAACAGGGUAAACCUGGCGCCAACUCUGCCCAAGCCAAUGGGAAGCCUGGUUCGACGAAACACGCACCUCAGCCUACUAGUGCACCGCAUGAGAAUGCGGCUACAACUCGUUAUUUUUCAGAGUCUUCAUCCGUUAAGGUGGCACAGGGUGUUUCAGGUGAUGUGCAGGAUAAGGGAAGUGUGAAGGCGUUCCUGCCUUACCUUUACGUGGGCUUGCAGCAUAGUUUGCAAGAUAUCGGGGUGCGAAGUGUUGCUGAGUUGAAGAAGGGUGUGACAGAGGGUCGUGUGCGCUUUGAGCUCAGGACGGCCAGCGCUCAGAUCGAAGGAGGUGUACAUGGUUUGAAUUCGUAA
This is a messenger RNA of Serpula lacrymans var. lacrymans S7.9, 1524 nucleotides long. RefSeq lists its product as uncharacterized. The transcript has 3 exons. The record is from RefSeq and is a predicted model, not a curated record. The coding region runs from base 1 to 1524 and encodes 507 amino acids. Gene Ontology annotation, cellular component: cytoplasm. Gene Ontology annotation, biological process: GTP biosynthetic process. NCBI's taxonomy places the organism in Eukaryota, Fungi, Basidiomycota, Agaricomycetes, Boletales, Serpulaceae. Gene Ontology annotation, molecular function: IMP dehydrogenase activity.